CUAAGUGUCAGGGGAUUUGGUGUGAUCCCAGGUCCCUUUUCUCCUUGAAGCCUGCUUAGUGGAGGUUGGGCUUGGUGGACACUCUUCAUGAUGGACAUGUAACCCCAAGCAGGGCUUUGUGGUGUGUGGGGGUUAAAACUCACAUGGCUGCAGCCAGUGUGGCUCCCCCUGGCUCCCUAGACCUGCUACAGCCUGGCUUCUCCAAGACCCUCCUGGGGACCAAGUUAGAAGCCAAGUACCUGUGUUCGGCGUGCAGAAACAUCCUGCGGAGGCCCUUCCAGGCCCAGUGUGGUCACCGCUAUUGCUCCUCCUGCCUGAACAACAUCCUCAGCUCCGGGCCUCAGAAUUGUGCUGCCUGUGUCCAUGAAGGCCUGUAUGAAGAAGGCAUUUCUAUUUUAGAUAGUAGUUCGGCCUUUCCAGAUAAUGCUGCCCGCAGGGAGGUGGAGAGUCUGCCAGCUGUCUGUCCCAAUGAUGGGUGCACCUGGAAGGGAACCUUGAAAGAAUAUGAGAGCUGCCAUGAAGGACAAUGCCCGUUCCUGCUUACCGAGUGUCCUGCGUGUAAAGGCCUGAUCCGCCUCAGCGAGAAGGAGCAUCACACUGAGCAAGAAUGCCCCAAAAGGAGCCUGAGCUGCCAGCACUGCAGGGCACCCUGUAGCCGUGAAGACCUGGAGGCGCACUAUGAAGUCUGCCCUAAGUUCCCCUUAACCUGUGAUGGCUGUGGCAAGAAGAAGAUCUCUCGGGAGAAGUUUCAGGACCAUGUUAGAGCAUGCAGCAAGUGUCGGGUUCCCUGCAGAUUCCACACCGUGGGCUGUCCUGAGAUGGUGGAGACUGAAGACCUGCAGGAUCACGAGGUGCAGAGGCUGCGGGAACACCUGGCCCUGUUGCUGAACUCAUUCCUGGAGUCCCCAGCCUCACAGGGAAGCCAAAGCCAGGUGGGGCCGGAGCUGCUGCAGCGGUGCCACACUUUGGAACAGAAGACGGCUACCUUCGAGAACAUUGUCUGCGUCCUGAACCGGGAGGUAGAGAGGGUGGCAGUGACUGCAGAGGCAUGUAGCCGGCAGCACCGGCUAGACCAGGACAAGAUAGAGGCCCUGAGUAACAAGGUGCAGCAACUAGAGAGGAGCAUUGGCCUCAAGGACCUGGCCAUGGCCGACCUGGAGCAGAAGGUCUCAGAGUUGGAAGCAUCCACCUAUGAUGGAGUCUUCAUCUGGAAGAUCUCAGACUUUGCCAGAAAGCGCCAGGAAGCUGUAGCUGGCCGUACACCCGCCAUCUUCUCCCCAGCCUUCUACACAAGCAGAUAUGGCUACAAGAUGUGUCUGCGCGUCUACCUGAAUGGCGAUGGCACUGGACGGGGAACGCACCUGUCUCUCUUCUUCGUGGUGAUGAAAGGUCCCAAUGAUGCCCUCCUGCGGUGGCCUUUCAACCAGAAGGUAACAUUGAUGUUGCUGGACCAGAACAACCGGGAGCAUGUCAUCGACGCAUUCAGACCUGAUGUUACCUCAUCCUCCUUCCAGAGGCCUGUCAGUGACAUGAAUAUCGCCAGUGGCUGCCCCCUCUUCUGUCCUGUGUCCAAGAUGGAAGCCAAGAAUUCCUAUGUGCGGGACGAUGCUAUCUUCAUCAAAGCUAUUGUGGACCUAACAGGACUCUAGCCACCCCUACUAUAGCAGCUCAGUGAGGAGCUGCCACACUGGGCCAGGGCCCUGCCACACAUGGGUGGGCAGGCUUGGUGCGAGUGCUGGGAAGGGCCUCAGCCUAAAGCCAGUCACCAUCACAUGGAAAGGCAGGAAGGAGCCUCCAGUUGGUCCUCAACUGGUAGACUGAGUGGACGGUCCAUUCAGCUCAGGGUCCUUGUGGGACCAGCUGGUGGGGUCUUCUCGGCUUUCCAGUAGAAAAGCUCUUGCUUUUCUGUCUGGGGAAGGGAGAGGCCCUUGGGUGGGGUACUCAGAAAGAGCCUCUCUCAAGAGCUUCAGAGCUACACCAGAGACAAGAGUGGUAGUUGACCUUACCCACUCUUGGAAAAGAGGUAGGGGCUGCACAGGAGAAGGGCAUCCACCCACAAAGCAUAGCCCAGGAAAGAGACGUAGGCACACCGGAGAGGAGCCUGCCUGGGCUGCACAGCCCUGCCAGGUGGCCUGUACUGGGGAGAAGUGAUUAAACUAUUCGAUGUCUGUGA
Messenger RNA from Chionomys nivalis (European snow vole), 2173 nucleotides. RefSeq names its product TNF receptor associated factor 2 (gene Traf2). Gene Ontology annotation, molecular function: tumor necrosis factor receptor binding; ubiquitin-protein transferase activity; ubiquitin protein ligase binding. Bases 144 to 1649 code for a protein of 501 amino acids. The transcript is spliced from 11 exons. Gene Ontology annotation, cellular component: plasma membrane signaling receptor complex; cytoplasmic side of plasma membrane; cytosol. Gene Ontology annotation, biological process: protein K63-linked ubiquitination; positive regulation of canonical NF-kappaB signal transduction; regulation of apoptotic process. The record is from RefSeq and is a predicted model, not a curated record. Lineage: Eukaryota; Metazoa; Chordata; Mammalia; Rodentia; Cricetidae.